This is a messenger RNA of Procambarus clarkii (red swamp crayfish), 2583 nucleotides long. NCBI's taxonomy places the organism in Eukaryota, Metazoa, Arthropoda, Malacostraca, Decapoda, Cambaridae. The record is from RefSeq and is a predicted model, not a curated record.
UCAGUUUUUCCCAGAAGAAUUAUACCCUGGAGAAGAAAUACUGAAGUAAGUGUAAGCACCGAAUGGAAUACGUUUAUCAUACUAUCAAAUGCAGCAUGUCGAGUCUCAACAAAUAGUACAGUAUGAUAUAAUUCACUUGGACAUCCUGGUUGCUAUGUGCAAACCCUCAGCAGCCUGGUUACCAUGUGGAUGCCUCAACAGGCUGACUACUACGUGCACAUCCUUACAGGCUCUUCACAUUACUUUACUCAUUCAAAUAUUGCUUUGGGGCAUGUUUUCCAGUGUCGCGUAGAUUAUUGAUCUCUCUGAGGUAGUGUGUUGCACAUGCAUUAUCAACAUAUAUCAAACUAAAGAUCACAAUGAUUUCAAAGGAAAUGUGAGCAUUAAGUGCAACAUGUCUUAAGUAUCUUACAUUUUAGAUAUUUAACUAGAGCAUAUUUUUAUAAAUGGUAUGUAUAUUUUAGCGAUUUUGUAAAAUUACUAAGGAAUUUUUUGGAAUGUGAUGCUGUCCAAUUCAACAGUACUGUACUUAAUAAUUAGAAAUGUAAUUGAAUGUUAUUUAAAGAAUGGAGGCAAAAGGGGUUGUCAAGUAUCUCCUAAUUUUCUUCCUUUGAAUUGUUUACCUUAUUAAUUCUUCUAGCACACUGUUCAAAUAGCUACUCUUAACUUAUUUAAAUAAAUAUGUUUGUUGAUUAAAUUGUCCAAUCAUGAAUUACAAUAUAAAUUUAAUUGCACUUCAUAAUAUAAAAUAUUUAUGUGAUUAACUGUAGGGUUUUGACAAUACAAUACUUACAAGCAAUUUCCAUAUAAGAUUUAUAGAGACCAAUAAAUUUAUUUUAUCAAAGUUGAGUACACAUAACACUUGAGAAAAUGCAUCACACAGAAGUAAAUACAAAUGAUAGACCUUAUCAGUGUUCAGAGUGUCUAGAAGAAUUUUCUGAAAAAUUACAUAUUAUUGAACAUAUGAGAGUUCAUUCAAAAGAGAGGCCCUACCAGUGUUCAGUAUGUUUUAAAGACUUUUCAGGAAAAUCCCAUCUAACUCAACAUAUGAGAGUUCACACGAAAGAGAAGCCAUAUCAGUGUUCGGAGUGUCGUAAGGGCUUUUCACAAAAAUCUCAUCUAAUACAACAUGAGAGAGUUCAUACAGGAGAAAAACCAUUUCAGUGUACAGAAUGUCUAAAAACCUUUUCCCGGAAAUCAACUCUAAUGCAUCACAACAGGGUUCAUACAGGAGAGAAACCAUAUAAUUGCUCAGUAUGUCUUAAAAGCUUUAAAGAAAAGUCACAUCUAAUAGAGCACCAGAGACUUCAUACAGGCGAGAAACCAUUCAAAUGUUUAGUAUGUCUAAAAGACUUUGUAAAAAAAUCACAUUUAAUAGAACACAAGAGAAUUCAUACAGGGGAGAAACCAUAUCAAUGUACAGAGUGCUAUAAAGACUUUUCAAAAAAAUCAAAUCUCUCGCAACACAUGAGAUCUCAUUUGGGAGUGAAACCACAUCAAUGUACAGAAUGUCUGAAAGACUUCUUAGAAAAGUCAAAUCUAAUACAACACAUGAGAGUUCAUACGAAAGAAAAACCACAUCAGUGUCCAGAGUGUGUGAGAGAGUUUUCACAAAAAAUAUCUCUAGUACAUCACAUGAGAAUUCAUAGAGGAGAGAAACCACAUCAGUGUUCAGUGUGUCCUGAAGACUUUUUAGAUAAAGCAAGUCUAAUAAAACAUAUGAGAAUUCACACAGGAGAGGAAUCUUAUCGGUGUUCAAAGUGUCUAAAAGAGUUUUUGACAAAAUCACGUUUGGUACAGCACAUGACAACUCAUACAGGUGUAAAACCUUACCCAUGUUCAGAGUGUUCAAAAGACUUUUCAGAGAAAUCAAAUCUAAUAAAACACUUGAGAGUUCAUACAGGAGAAAAACCCUAUCAAUGUUCAGAGUGCCUAAAAAGAUUUUCACAAAAAUCAUCUUUAAUACAACACAUGCGAGUUCAUACAGGAGAAAAGCCACAUCAUUGUUCAGUGUGUUUAAAAGAUUUUGCAGAAAAAUCGAAUCUAAUCCAACAUAUGAGGAUCCAUACAGGCGAGAAACCAUAUCAGUGUUCAGAUUGUCUUAAAAGCUUUUCACAAAGAUCAUCUCUAAUACAUCACAUGAGAACUCAUAAAGGAGAGAAACCAUAUAGUUGUUCAGAGUGUCAAAAAGAGUUUUCAAAAAAAUCAUCUCUAAUGAGACAUAAGAAAGUUCAUAUAGUAGAAGAGCCAUAUCAGUGUCCAAUAUCACUUCAAGACUUUUUAAAAAAUUAUCUGUAAUACAUCACAAGAGAUUGCUCAUUAGAGUUAAACCUCACUUGUCAGCCACUCCUGCCUAAGGUAGGCAUAAAAUAGACAUUAAACUAGAACAAAUGUUUUAGAUACUCUUCAAAUUUAUUUGAUUUGCAUAUAUAAAUAUUACAGAUCUAGAAUAAAUACAUUCAAAACUAUUUAACUGUCAGGUAAGAGAAAACUGUCAGUUCUAGAGUUUUAUGCAAUAUAAAGGUGCAAGGCAGGACCUGGUGUAUGUGCUUUGAACAACAUAAACACAUAAGAUGAACAGUU